Molecule: messenger RNA, 225 nt
Organism: Clunio marinus
Lineage: Eukaryota; Metazoa; Arthropoda; Insecta; Diptera; Chironomidae
Source: the annotation of a GenBank genome assembly
AUGAUUAAAGCAGAUACUCACAUUAGCGAUGGCAUGUCAAAGUCAGGCGCAAAGGCGCGAAAGAAGGCGUUGACCAGGUCAGCGUGGACGCGGGACUUCUUUAUACCAUUAACAUUCGAAGAGGAAAAAGCUGACAUUCUUCAUGAUAAGAAGCAAGGCAUGGAUGAAGAAUUAGCUACAGAUUUCUCAGAACAAGUUCUUUUAGAAACACAUUUAGAGGGUUGA